AUGGCUUGGGACGCAUACACAGCAUCAAUCAUCGGAGCAGGAAAGGGACACGGAGGAAUCAUCCUUGCUACUAAUGGCGCUAUCAUGUCACAAGUUGGAAUGACCAUCCAACAAGCUGAAGCCACAACCAUCGCUAACGCUAUUAUGUCUGGAAACGUCGCCGAAUUCCAAUCAAAGGGACUCCACAUCGGAGGUGUCAAAUACACCGUCACCAGAGCUGA
Molecule: messenger RNA, 221 nt
Organism: Entamoeba invadens IP1
Lineage: Eukaryota; Evosea; Mastigamoebida; Endamoebidae
Exons: 1
Molecular function (GO): actin binding
Source: RefSeq, a predicted model, not a curated record